CUCUCUCUCAUUUCGUUUUCUCUCUCUAGCUCAACCUCUCGAGCAGCACCAGGAAGGGGCAGAGUGUAUAUAUACCUCAGUAUCUUUGUGGAAUCAAACAACAAAAAACUUUUUCGAUGUUCUUACUAUCGUAUAUCUCCCCAUACAACGUCCCUUUUCCGAAUCAGUGUCGCUCUGUAUCGGCAUCUCAUGGUAGCAAAAACGAGCUUUUACGUAAUAGUAAUUGUAAUAGUAAUAGUAAUAGUACGGCCGAUCAGCCGAUAAACUCCACCACAGUUGGCAAUUGGCUUCAACGUUGUUCUAACGUUCGCGAGAUUAGGGAAGUGCACGCUGUUGUUGUUAAGCGGUUGAAAGAUCCGUUAGUGUUUGUCGACAAUAACUUGAUUAGUAUGUAUGUGAAAUUCGGAGAUCUGGCGGCGGCGCGUAAGGUGUUUGAUGAUAUGUCUGAGAGAAACGUUGUUUCCUGGACUGCAAUGCUUAAUGGCUACCAUAGGCAUGGUAUAGAUUACGAAGCUUUGAGGUUGUUCAUUGAGUUUGUUAACAAUGGUUUCCGUGGGAAUGUACAGACGUAUGCUUGUGUUUUGAAUUUGUGCGGCAGGAGCUUUGAUAACGAGCUUGGAAGGCAACUGCAUGCUUGUGUAAUAAAGAGUCGGUUGAGUAAUUUAAUACUAGAUUGUACUAUUUUGCAAUUCUAUUCCCGAUGUGGUGAUUUGGACAGCGCUUAUGAAGUGUUUGACAGAAUGCAAGAAAGGGAUGUGAUUGCUUGGACAACCAUGAUUACAGCUUGUUCACAACACGGACGGGGGUACGACACAUUUGCCAUGCUGUCACAAAUGUUGUACGAUGGAGUUGACCCGAACGAAUUUACCGUUUGCAGCGUGUUGAAUGCUUGUGGGGAAGAGAAAGAACUAAUAUUCGGUGAACAACUACACAACAUUGUUAUCAAGAAGGCGUACGAUUUGGAUGUUUAUGUUGCAACUUCAUUGGUGGAUUUGUAUGCUAAAUGUGGGAAAAUCGAGAAAUCGAGAACAAUUUUUGAUGGAAUGAGAAGAAAAAAUGCGAUCACUUGGAGCACUAUUAUAGCAGGGUACGCUAGAAAUGGCCUCGGAGGAGAGGCCAUAAGUCUCUUCCGCACGAUGAAAAGAUUAAAAAUGUUUGCCAACAGCUUAACCAUGGUUAGCAUACUCAGAGCCUGUGGUUUGAUUAGGUCAGUGUCGACAGGUAAAGAAGUGCAUGCGCAAAUCUUCAAGAAUUUUUCACCAAGCAAUAUUUUCGUGGGAAGUGCACUUGUUUGGCUUUAUUGUAAAUGCGGAGAUUACGUUUCUGCAUCUAAGGUGCUCGAGUAUUUGCCUGAUAAAGAUGUGGUUUCAUGGACUGCGAUGAUUUCUGGUUGUGCUCGGCUAGGUCACGAGUAUGAGGCUCUUGAGUAUUUAAAGGAGAUGUUGAGUAAAGGUGUAGAACCGAACCCUUUUACUUAUUCUUCAGUACUGAAAGCAUGUGCGAAACUGGAAAAUAUAAACCAAGGUAAACUCAUCCAUUCCUCCAUAAAUAAGAGCCCUGCAUUGUCGAACGUGUUUGUAGGCAGUGCUUUGGUUCAUAUGUAUUCAAAGUGUGGGCAUCUUUCGGAGGCAGCUCAAGUGUUUGAGAGUAUGCCCGAGAGAAACUUGGUUUCUUGGAAGGCGAUGAUUGUAGCUUAUGCGAAAAACGGGCAGUGUGGCGAGGCUUUGAAGCUCGUGUAUCGAAUGCAAGCUGAGGGAAUUGGGGUAGAUGAUUACAUCCUCUCGACUGUUCUUACAGCCUGUGGAGAUUUUAAGUGGAAUAACGAGUCAUCAUCAGAGCAUUGUUUGCAGUCUUAAAAGAUUUCGGGGAAAAAAAACAGAGUAUGAUUUUGUAGGUACGGAAAAUGAAUUUCGAAGGGCAGCUCAGUUUUUUGAACUUGGGGAUUUGUUCGACUCGGUUCAUGUGUGAAAUCUCAGCUCGAUGGAAAUAUGUAUGAGGUCGAAGUUUGUAAAGUAAAUAUUCGUGUAUAAAUCAAUUGCAGUUCAUAUCA
Messenger RNA from Erythranthe guttata (spotted monkey flower), 2050 nucleotides. Its product is annotated as Pentatricopeptide repeat (PPR) superfamily protein. Gene Ontology annotation, molecular function: RNA binding; protein binding. Gene Ontology annotation, biological process: RNA modification. Lineage: Eukaryota; Viridiplantae; Streptophyta; Magnoliopsida; Lamiales; Phrymaceae. The record is from RefSeq and is a predicted model, not a curated record. Gene Ontology annotation, cellular component: intracellular membrane-bounded organelle.